AUGACAGCGCAAGAAGAAAGCUUGACAGGAGAUGUGAAUCUAGAAAGCAGUAUCAAGCAGAAGAGCGCUCUUUCGUCCUCCAUUAAUGUUCCUAGUCCACAAAUCAGCUCACCAACUAAUCGUUCUACGAGUGAACGGCAAAACAUUUGGGAACAUAGAUUAGAUAUUCGUGCACCGGAGCAGAAUUUAGAGCAGAAGAAAUACUGGGAAUAUCGAAAUGUCUACCACAUACCGGUUCCACAAGGAAUCGAAUACUGGGAGGAUGAAGAUAAGAAACGAUGGGAGAUGAUCAAUAUCGGUGGUUUGAACGAGAGUGAAGCUAAUCGACAAAUUAAAAGAGCGAAAGUACAAUCUGUUAGAGCAAAGCAGCGGGAGAAUAGAGAAAUGCGAGCUCCACAAAGAACAGAUAUAUUUUUCAUUAUAUCGUUGAUCUGUUUUGGACUACAGAUAGCUCUUGCAGUGAUCUGUAUUGGCUUUUGCAUUUAUCAGAUUGUCAAUAAUGCCCAGAUUCAAGCUGGUUUGGUUUUUCUUCUUUUGGCAUUGAUACCAUUGGUUGGUGCUGCCGCUGGUAUAUUUGCAGCCCUGACGAGAAGUCAAAACCUCGGAUUGUGUACAGCCAUUUACAACGUGGCAUCGGCUGCUGGAGUCAUUGUGGCAACGAUUAAUGUAUAUUCUUUUAAAGUGUAUCAGCCAUAUGAUGAUCUAAAUGCUUUCAUUCCAGUGGCGGGUAUUGUUGCGCUUGUUCAGACUGCUUCAUUCGGAAUGGUUAUGAUUAUCUAUUUCAACUUAUCACAUCCUGUUGAAAAUUAUCCAAGAGGUACUGUAUUAUUCCCAAGUACCUCUUAA
Loa loa (African eye worm) is the source of this 846-nucleotide messenger RNA. RefSeq lists its product as hypothetical. Bases 1 to 846 code for a protein of 281 amino acids. Lineage: Eukaryota; Metazoa; Nematoda; Chromadorea; Rhabditida; Onchocercidae. The record is from RefSeq and is a predicted model, not a curated record. The transcript is spliced from 6 exons.